AUGGUCGAUCUGCGCUCGUCGAUCCGGUCAAAGACCGGUGCCGGCGCGAGCGUGCAGAAGGCGGCCGGUACUCAAGCAUCAUCCUCAUCAGUCAGAGCAUCACGCGCCUUUCAAUCGGACGAGAACGCUCCGCUUGGAAGACGAGCGCUGGGCGAUAUCAAGAAUGUCGUCGCUGAUCGGAAGCCCGCCGCCGUCGAGGUCAGCACAUCGCGUCGAAAGCCACUGACCGAUCGCAACGCAAACCUUCAAAGCGACCUUUUUCUCUCUUCUGUCAAGGCCAAGUCUACCAAAUCUUCCAAGCAGGCACUCAAGAGCACCGCCGGUUUGUCGAAUCGAAGCAAGACCAUUCGACCAGAAAUCAAGACCAGGUCGGCAACCGCGUCGAAGGCAGCAGCCUCAGCACCACAUCGCGAGGCGCAUCUGCCUACUCCAUUGCCGCUGCAGACCAAAUCAGCUGAUCGAGCACCUCGUCCCAUGCCUCCAAGUGAUGAAGAGCUCUCUCGUCUCUCUCCCAACCUCGACAGCGACGAUCUCGGAUACUUUGACGUCGACAUUUUGGAAUCGAAUCAAACGGAGCACGUCGCUCAGAGGCAAGGCAAACGCGACCCAUCGCCGAGAUCGAAGGAUGAUUCUGACACCGACGCUUCGGCAUCUCAUGGAUCUUCGGACAAGGAGAAUGUGCCUCCAUCGGCCGCUGCAGCCAGCAAGGGAGACGGUUUCCGACAGGCGGGACGUGGUCGCACCGGAGUGCUCAGCGAGAUCGAAGAUGGUCAGCCAACGCAUUCCACCCCGGUCUCCCAGAAACGCAAAGGCACCAAAACGCAGGCUUUCAGCUCCAAGUAUCUCGAUGAAAACUUCCUCGACAAAUCCGACAAUUCGAGUCAGGCCGACUCUCCUGGUGUUCCUCGUCGAGCUGAGCCGCUGAGCGAUUCCACUAAGCAGCUGCAGGACUAUCAGGAUCAAGGCGUCACCAAAGUCAUGGCUUGGAAGGCUGAAGGCCACCAUCAAGCUCACCAGUCCCCCGAUGAUCUGUCCCUCGAAGGUGAAGAUGACCGUGCUGCUUCGUGGCCUACCGAUGAUGAUCUCGGCCCCUCAGCGGCUGAGCAGGGUCUCGGCAUGGAUGACGACUUCAUGGAUGACUUUGGCUUCCUUGUGGCCGACCGCAACAUUCGUCUUCGACAGGCACAGGCACUCGCUGCUGAAGAAGAGGGAGGAGAUCUUGAUGAGGGGGACGCCACCGACGUGAUGGAAGACCUUCCCUCCGAUCCACCCGUGAACACCACGAGCGAUGAUCGUCGUCUCGCCGAGCAGGUGUUUGCACGCAUGUCCUCUCCGGCAGCUGGCCAAGGUGAUCGCAGAUCCACCACCACCGAGUCGAGCUCCAUUGCGUAUAUGGGUGCGCAAAGGGUCGAUCUCCCGCCGCCUUCCGAGGGCGAAUCCGAAGAACAGGAAGAUCUUGAUGUCAAAGUCAAAGCUGAACUGCCCACGCAGCGACGCAAGACGGCGGCGGUCAAAGCGGAAAUCACCUCAGAGCGACGCAUGACUCGAGCGAGCGCAAAGCGAAAGAGCGAUGCUGCUGCGGCUGCCGAAGACAAUGGCUCGCGGGAGUCCUCUCCGAUGCUGACUCCUCCGCCAGCCCACUCUACCCGUCAGGCUGCUGCUCGCGCCGCCAUGAGCCGACAAUCUUUGACCGGCAUACCCCUGAAGAGGAGCGAAAAGAAGGAGCAAGCCAUGCUCCAAAGGCUGGCCGCAGAGGCAGCGUCGUCAUCCGUGUACUCUUCAGCUCCUCCUUCGCCUCAAAACAGGGGCUCGAGCAAGAGAAUCCGCAUGGAAGACAUCGUGGCUAUGCUGCCUGGUAGAAAGCGCCUGGCGAAGGCUUCCGCACGCAAGGCCAAGGCUACCAGCAGAGUAUCCCACUCGAACGCUAGUGGCAGGUCUGCCAAAGCGAAGGCGCCUGCGUCCAAGGACGACUCUGACGAGGAUUUCGAUCAGGUGCCCACGAGCAAGUCGACGAAGCGAAGUCCUGCGCCCAAGCCAAAGAAGGGCAAGUCCCGCGCUCAGCUCAAGAGCACGGACGAAACAGAAGACUGGAGAAACCUCGUCCAUUCUUCCCAGAUCCACUCCGACGAUUCGGAGACCACCAAGAGGCGAAAGGAGUACCUCGCAGCCGAAAACUACUCCUUGGAGGUGGAGACCGUUCUCUGA
This is a messenger RNA of Kalmanozyma brasiliensis GHG001, 2205 nucleotides long. RefSeq lists its product as uncharacterized. The transcript has a single exon. Bases 1 to 2205 code for a protein of 734 amino acids. Lineage: Eukaryota; Fungi; Basidiomycota; Ustilaginomycetes; Ustilaginales. The record is from RefSeq and is a predicted model, not a curated record.